CCUCCUUUACUUCUCCCCCGCCUCCCCCCCUCCCCACUGCUAGAUGACUACCAGGAAGCAGGCGGAGCCUACCGGGAAGCGGAGUCACCGGCUGCGGAAUGACGCACGCAGAGACCCGGAUGCUCGUGGGACGGGCACACACCCUCCCCCCCCCUGCUCCUCCCCGCCCUUACCGGCGGAAGCGGGGUGGCCGGGGAACGGCUCCUUCCCUGCGGGACGGGUCAUGUGACAGCGCACGUGGCCGCGAUGGGCACCGCGCUGGACAUCAAGAUCAAGCGGGCCAACAAGGUGUAUCGCUGCGGGGAAGUUCUUUCUGGAGUUGUGGUCAUAACAAGUAAGGAUGCAGUCCAGCACCAAGGUAUCUCCUUAACAAUGGAAGGAUCAGUAAAUCUGCAACUUAGUGCCAAAAGUGUGGGUGUGUUUGAAGCUUUCUAUAACUCUGUCAAGCCUAUUCAGAUCAUUAACAGCACUAUUGAAAUGGUAAAACCAGGGAAGCUUCCCAGUGGCAAGACAGAAAUUCCAUUUGAGCUUCCGUUGCAUAUGAAGGGGAACAGAGUUCUGUAUGAGACAUAUCAUGGCGUCUUUGUUAAUAUUCAGUAUGCCCUACGGUGUGAUAUGCGACGUUCUCUACUGGCAAAAGACCUGACUAAGACUUGUGAAUUCAUUGUCCACUCAUUGUCACAGAAAGAAAAACUGAUGCCAAGCCCAGUAGACUUCACAAUUACUCCUGAAACUUUGCAAAAUGUUAAAGAGAGAGCCUCCCUUCCUAAAUUUCUCAUCAAAGGGCAUCUCAGUUCUACAAACUGCAUCAUUACACAGCCACUAACAGGGGAGCUGGUAGUGGAGAACGCAGAGGCUGCAGUCAAAAGUAUUGAGCUGCAGUUAGUACGUGUGGAAACCUGUGGGUGUGCUGAAGGUUAUGCCAGAGAUGCCACAGAGAUACAGAAUAUUCAGAUUGCUGAUGGAGAUGUCUGCAGGGGGCUACCAAUUCCCAUAUACAUGGUGUUUCCUAGGUUGUUCACUUGCCCAACCUUGGAAACAACAAACUUCAAAGUUGAGUUUGAAGUUAAUAUUGUUGUCCUCCUACACGAUGACCAUCUCAUCACAGAGAACUUCCCUCUGAAGCUCUGCAGGAUGUAAAGAGCCAGAGGAGAAUCGCUUAAGGAUUUACUGAUAAAGGACAAAAUUCUUCAGAGGCAAAGUGGAAUUUUAUCCGUGUCUCAUUGUUACUGAAAACACAUCACUUCCUUCCUUCUCCUUGCUGGCAGUUCUUGUGCUUUCAGUUCUCUAUAAAUCUUGAAGACUUUGCCUGCCUUGUGAUAGCCUAUAUGUAUGUAACUAUCCAGACAGCCUUGUCAGGAAUUUUUCUGACUUCAACAGCCAUGUUGUUCCCCCUUUUUUCUGAGACAAAUGCUAAAGGAAUGAUUCUGUAAGUUUCUACAAUUUGUAGAAAUACGUAGUUUCUCUCCUUAUUUCAUUUUUAAUAAUUGUUCCAAAGACCUUUAAAGAUAUCCCUUCUUAAACAUAGUAACUCAUUUUAUAUGUAUGUAUAUAUUUUGGGAGGUGGGUUAAGGGACUUGUAAUAUAAUACUGAAUAAUGUCUUUCAAGGUGUAAUAAUAAAUGGUGCUACAACAAUG
Calypte anna (Anna's hummingbird) is the source of this 1638-nucleotide messenger RNA. RefSeq names its product VPS26 endosomal protein sorting factor C (gene VPS26C). Lineage: Eukaryota; Metazoa; Chordata; Aves; Apodiformes; Trochilidae. The coding region runs from base 247 to 1140 and encodes 297 amino acids. The record is from RefSeq and is a predicted model, not a curated record. Gene Ontology annotation, biological process: intracellular protein transport. Gene Ontology annotation, cellular component: endosome. The transcript is spliced from 8 exons.